AAAUCCCUCAUGGCUGCAGGCCUUAGGGCCAGGCUGCUUCAGACUUCAGCAGCUGCAACUCAAGUUGCCAUGAGUAGAUUUGAACAAGACAAGUUUAUUAACUACGAAAUAUUGGAUGCAAACCUGAAGAUAGUGAAAGAUAGACUUCAAAGACCAUUGACCCUCAGUGAAAAGAUUGUUUAUGGCCAUCUUGACAACCCUAAGGAACAGGACAUUAAGCGUGGAGAAUCUUACUUGAAGCUCAGACCAGACCGUGUAGCUAUGCAAGAUGCUACUGCCCAAAUGGCUAUGCUACAGUUCAUCUCUAGCGGUCUUCCAAAAGUUGCUGUUCCAUCCACCAUCCAUUGUGAUCACUUGAUUGAAGCUCAGGUCGGUGGUGAACAGGAUCUCUCAAGAGCCAAGAACUUGAACAAGGAAGUGUACAAUUUCCUGGCCACGGCAGGUGCUAAGUAUGGUGUAGGUUUCUGGAAACCAGGCAGUGGUAUCAUCCAUCAGAUCAUCCUUGAGAACUACGCUUUCCCAGGUGUACUACUGAUUGGUACGGACAGUCACACUCCAAAUGGAGGGGGGUUAGGAGGUGUUUGUAUCGGAGUUGGAGGGGCUGAUGCUGUAGAUGUAAUGGCAGACAUACCAUGGGAACUCAAAUGCCCAAAUGUUAUUGGAGUGAAAUUGACCGGUAAACUCAGUGGCUGGACCUCACCUAAAGAUGUUAUCUUGAAGGUUGCAGGAAUCUUGACCGUCAAGGGCGGCACUGGAGCCAUCGUGGAGUACUUUGGACCUGGCGUUGACUCCAUUUCAUGCACAGGAAUGGGUACCAUCUGCAACAUGGGUGCCGAGAUCGGUGCUACCACGUCCAUGUUCCCUUUCAAUAGCAGAAUGAAGGAUUACCUUGUUGCUACCAAUAGAUCAGAAAUUGCUGGACUGGCUGAUCAAAACAAGCAUCUCUUGACGGCCGAUGAAGGAGCUCAGUAUGAUCAGGUCAUUGAAAUCAACCUUGAUGAGCUUGAACCCCUGAUCAAUGGACCAUUCACACCUGACCUUGCAAACCCUGUAUCAAAGGUUGGACAGGUGGCUGAGAAGGAAGGAUGGCCUCUUGAAGUCAAAGUUGGUCUGAUUGGUAGUUGUACAAACAGCAGCUACGAGGAUAUGAGCAGGGCAGCAAGCAUUGCCAGGCAGGCUUUGGAUAAUGGUGUCAAAUGCAAGGCAGCUUUCACAGUCACACCAGGCUCUGAGCAGAUCCGAGCUACCAUCGAGAGGGACGGUCAAGCGGCUACCCUCCGUGAGUUUGGUGGCAUCGUCCUCGCUAAUGCCUGCGGUCCUUGCAUUGGGCAGUGGGACAGGCAAGAUGUUAAGAAGGGAGAGAAGAACACUAUUGUCACAUCGUACAACCGUAACUUCACUGGACGUAAUGAUGCUAACCCUGCCACCCAUGCAUUCGUGGCUUCUCCUGAGGUAACGACAGCCCUGGCCCUUGCAGGUCGUCUUGACUUCAACCCUGAGGUAGAUGAGCUGGUAGGAGAUAAUGGGCAGAAGUUUAAACUCAAGAGCCCCUUUGGAGAUGAGUUACCAAACCAGGGCUUUGAUCCAGGCCAGGAUACGUUCCAGCCACCGCCUAGUGAUGGAUCGGGUGUGGCCGUUGAUGUAGACCCAGCUAGCAACCGUCUCGAGCUUCUCACUCCCUUUGACAAGUGGAAUGGACAGGAUCUUGAGGAUAUGGUUGUUCUUAUCAAGGUUCAAGGUAAAUGCACAACAGAUCACAUCAGCUCUGCAGGACCAUGGUUGAAGUACAGAGGACAUCUUGACAACAUCUCAGAUAAUCUUCUCAUCACAGCUACGAACAGUGAAAACGGAGCUAUGAACAGUGUGAGGAAUCAGUUGACUGGAGACUUUGGUGAAGUCCCAGCCACUGCAAGGGAUUACAAGGCCAAGAACACUCCCUGGGUUGUAUUUGGCGAUGAGAACUACGGAGAAGGUAGCAGCAGAGAGCAUGCUGCCCUAGAACCAAGGCAUCUUGGUGGUCGGGCCAUCAUCGUCAAAAGCUUUGCUCGUAUUCAUGAAACCAACUUGAAGAAGCAGGGCAUGCUUCCUCUGACAUUCUCCAAUGCUGCAGAUUAUGAUAAGGUCAGACCUGAUGACAGAGUAUCACUUAGAGGAUUGGCAUCAUUGGCUCCUGGAAAGCCUGUCGAGUGCGUAUUGAAGCACCAGGACGGUAGUUCAGAUACCAUCCUUCUUAGCCAUACUUAUAACGAGACACAGAUCGAGUGGUUCCAGGCAGGUAGCGCCCUCAAUAGGAUGAAAGAGGUCCAGUCGGCGUCAUAGCAAUUGACCAACUCUCUAAUUUCUCUCUGAAAAUAUCUUGAAUGUGUAUUAUCUAUAGAAAGCAAUUUAUUGACAGGUAUUGUAUAUUUUAUCCAUGAAACGCUUCACUAAGAAUGAAAAUGCAGUGCAAAUUUUGCAUAUGCCUUUUUUAAUUUGAAGGUUUUUUGUUAAGAAGGUGACUUCCUGAAGAAACAUAUCUAUCUAUUUUAUGCAUCAAAAGUGUUGUUUUUCAUACUGAAUUCAAUUAUUAGCAUUAUGCACUUAUGAUAUGAUCCUGGCUUAAGAGUUAGGUUUUUAACCUGUAUGCAUGCACAAAAUUCAAAGAUGUAUUUUUCAAUAGACAAAAAAUGUAAAUUAGAUUAUUAGAGAGAAACUGUAUUUGUAAUAAAGAACAGUAUUUUGAAAAAGUUAGUCUGCUUGCCAACUUCUCUUAUUUUGAAAAUAUGCAGAAAGUUCAGUGAUGCUGGCAAUCCAGCUUAUAUCUGUCAUUAUGUGGUAAGAUAUGUUUGCCUAGAUGUUACCUUGAUUUGCAUGAUUAUAUCAUAGAACAAUUAUGUCACAUCUUCAUCCCUUGAGAAACAGAAGGGUGUUACUCCCAUUAUUCUAUGCAGUGUUAAGGACCUUUUGACUCUGUUAUGGUUAUCUACCUGUACCGUCUUUGGCUCUUCGAGGAAGCCUAUCAGUUUGGACAGUGGUAUUGUGGAAGGUGAUCAUUGCAUUGGCUGAUAAUUACCCUCCUACUUGGGACCUAUAAUGAGUGUUUUAGCUCUUCGUCAGUUGAUUGGAAUUGAUUCACUUCUUGAAGAAUCAAAAGAAAACAAAGCAAUGAGGUCAACAUUAUUUGUAAUGUGAUGUGAAAGUGGGAUGAUGUGCUUUGGAGAGUACAUGGGAACGACAGACUAGUUCAUUAUAAUUUUGGAUAUGAUUUUAAGCAAAUCUAUGAUGCUUCGAUGAGAGCUUCUCAAAUGUUACCCAUCAGAUUGUACAUGAUGUUAGAUAAUGGUUUGGUAUGAAUCAAUGUAUUAGUGAUAGGUUCAGUUAGGAAUGUGUUUUUUUAGAAACUUCACAUAUUAUGGAAACCAUUGAAAGAACGUUUGUGAGGAAAACAUCUUUCAACAUUUCUGAAAACUCUUUAUAUUCCUUCUAACAUAGGACAUGCUUCAUGAAAUCUUAUUUAGCAGACAUCCACAGUAGUGCUAUAUCGAUUCUAUAACGCAUGCCUCUUGGGGGUUGCACAGAAAGUUAGCGUAUUAUGAUGGUUUUGUGAAACCUGUUCCUGGUCACUAUUCCUUCAAUCAUUCAUUGGUUUUUAUAACCUCACAGACCAUACUGAAUCACUGAUCCACUUAUUUAUCAUUGUUUGAUUAAUUGAUUGGCAGGGAUGUAGUGGAAGCCACAUUUUGGUGGCCUUGGUUUGCCUCAGACCGAGUCGCAUGUACAAUGUCAUUGGGAGAAUGUUUCAGGCCUCGUGAUUCACAAUGUACAGACUCGACUACAUCCUGUUGAUUGGUUGGCUGGUUUGCAGUUUCAUUUCUGAAUAAAAUGAAGAAAUAUAUGUAAUAUGUACAUUAUAAUCUGAAAUUUUUAUUUGAAUUGUCAGAGACGUUAUUUAUGGAAAGUACAGUGAACCAGCCAAUGUAUUUUGAAAAAUUUAGUUCAGAUUUCCCCCAUAUAGGGGAUUUCCGUAUUCAGAUGCUGGCCAUAAGUCCUGCCCAACCUAACCAAUUUGAUUACUUGGCCAUAUUCUUGAAGUUGUGACCAAGUACUCAUGUUUGUUUUUUGUGAUAGGGUUGGGGGGAAUUCCCUUUCUGACAGAAUGUUGAUGUUAUUGUGGAUGGGUUUACGACAUUGCUAUUUCACAAUGUAUGCAAGAAGUCUAUUAUGAGGUAUGAUGUGUGCAUAACAAUACAUUUGAAAUAUAAUGGACUCGGUCCCAAAAAUA
Molecule: messenger RNA, 4261 nt
Organism: Lytechinus pictus (painted urchin)
Lineage: Eukaryota; Metazoa; Echinodermata; Echinoidea; Temnopleuroida; Toxopneustidae
Product: aconitate hydratase, mitochondrial-like
Exons: 21
Coding region: 10-2319 (769 amino acids)
Biological process (GO): tricarboxylic acid cycle
Cellular component (GO): mitochondrion; cytosol
Molecular function (GO): 4 iron, 4 sulfur cluster binding; aconitate hydratase activity
Source: RefSeq, a predicted model, not a curated record